AUGGAAUUAAGUCAUUGUUUCGAUCAAAAACUUCAAAAAGGUGGUCAUAAUAAGUCAUACCAUAUUGAACUUGUUCCCAUAGUUGGUGCAUUUGGCAGGAUCAUAAUGGAAGAAGUCUCUUAUACAUUAAUCCCAAAUAGUAUACCAUAUGUUAAUUCAACCCAUGAUUAA
Molecule: messenger RNA, 171 nt
Organism: Dictyostelium purpureum
Lineage: Eukaryota; Evosea; Eumycetozoa; Dictyosteliales; Dictyosteliaceae
Exons: 1
Coding region: 1-171 (56 amino acids)
Source: RefSeq, a predicted model, not a curated record